Cryphonectria parasitica EP155 is the source of this 1577-nucleotide messenger RNA. RefSeq lists its product as uncharacterized. The record is from RefSeq and is a predicted model, not a curated record. NCBI's taxonomy places the organism in Eukaryota, Fungi, Ascomycota, Sordariomycetes, Diaporthales, Cryphonectriaceae. The transcript has 5 exons. Gene Ontology annotation, molecular function: GTP binding; GTPase activity. The coding region runs from base 1 to 633 and encodes 210 amino acids. Gene Ontology annotation, biological process: small GTPase-mediated signal transduction.
AUGCCUUGUGGACUUGGUGGAAGCAAGACCGUCCAACGCAAGCUCGUCUUGCUGGGCGAUGGUGCCUGUGGCAAGACUUCGUUGCUAAAUGUCUUUACGAGAGGCUAUUUCCCAACGGUCUACGAGCCAACCGUCUUCGAGAAUUACGUGCAUGACAUCUUCGUCGACAAUGUCCACAUAGAACUGUCCCUGUGGGACACUGCGGGUCAAGAAGAGUUCGAUAGAUUGCGCAGCUUAUCUUAUGACGAUACGGACUUGAUCAUGCUCUGUUAUAGCGUCGACAGCAAAGACAGCCUGGAAAACGUUGAGAGCAAGUGGGUGGGCGAGAUUGCCGACAACUGCCCCGGGGUUAAGCUCGUACUGGUGGCGCUGAAGUGCGACCUGCGCGAGGGAUCGGAGGACGAGGAAGAGGCGCCCGCCGCCACCACCGACGGCGCAGACGGACAGAGGGAAAAGAAGCCCAUGAUCGGGUAUGAGCAAGGCCUGGAGGUGGCCAGGAGGAUUAAUGCCCUGCGGUACCUCGAGUGCUCGGCCAUGCGCAAUCGCGGCGUCAACGAGGCCUUUACGGAAGCCGCUCGUGUUGCGCUCAGCGUCAAAAAGGACAAGGAGGAUAACAAGUGUGUCGUGAUGUGAGCGGACGGCCUUAUCGCGCCAUCUCGCCGGCCUGCACCUGACGAGGGCGGACUCUGCAAACUCGGACGCCCGCGACGAAUCACACCCUAUCUCCGCGGACCCAUCGCGCGGCGUCGGUGUCGGCGUCUUCACCUCUGCACCGUCUAACUCUCUCUCUCUUCCCCUUACACGACUGCAUCUCACGACCGCAUCCGAUGGAGCCCUUUUUUUCUACUGUACAAAUUAAUAUAAUGUCCAAGCAUACACGAGGCGCUUCACGGCCGACCUGCCGAAGGCGGCAUCUCAGUGGAGGGCAGGGGAGACUUGGGAGGCGACGUCCAAAGACUACCUGUUUGGCCUCAGUGGCCGUCACGACUCUCAAACUACUGCGCCCUUUCUAUUCUUUCAGGUGCAUACUGUUUCAAAUCCCUGGUCUUCUACUUUGGUUUCUUGUUGUUUUUGUUUUUGAUCGUUAUGGCGGGCGAGAUGGGCGGGGACCGGACGGGCGGAUGGAAUUUCGCUUGCAGUUUCUUUUUCUGUUAUUUUUUUUUUUUUUUUGUCUCGGUUCUGUUUUUGUGUAGACAACUCGGAGAAGCGUGGCGAAGCCUGGUCACAUGGCCUCACAGGAGGUUCUUGAACAUCAUCUUUCAUACAAUCACCCUAAAAUGAGGUCUCUGUCCUUACAUGGAACCCAAGCCUUAAAAAGAUGCACAAAUCUUUGACUUGAAAAGAAUCGAAAUGAUUUUGUGUGCAACGAAAAGAGAAGGAAGGAGGAGGGGAGAGAAGGAAAGAAAAGGAAACGAUCUGGUGUUGACUUGGUCCCAUCCAUGGUAAGUGACUACUGCCGCCAGAAGCCAGGCUGCAGGUGAUAACCAGAGAGAUGGGUUAAUAAGGCUGCAGCAUGUCACUUUUAGUACAUACGACCAUAGGUAGUGGAGAACUUGGGAUCCCGUCUGCUCUCCCCU